Molecule: messenger RNA, 1611 nt
Organism: Penicillium concentricum
Lineage: Eukaryota; Fungi; Ascomycota; Eurotiomycetes; Eurotiales; Aspergillaceae
Exons: 1
Coding region: 1-1611 (536 amino acids)
Source: RefSeq, a predicted model, not a curated record
AUGUCGAGACAUCCCACACGAUCCAUAGCGAGCGCCGGCAGUGAGUCCGUUCGGAGUAUACAACGAUCCUCUCCCCGCGGAGAGCGCUCCGCCUCGAACCCUGCAUCUUACAUAGGAGAUAACGAUGAUACCGCGCUACCGUCGAUGGAAUUUCACUCGCAUGUCCAGCAAUCUAUGGCCCAUCGCCGAACAGGGAGCACCUUGAAAACGGUGAUGCGCAAGAUCUUCAACCGCAAAAGACAAAGUCAGGCCGAUGAACUGGAAGAGAACCCAUACGAAUCUACCUUUGCGAUGCCACCGAUGAGGAAACCAGGGCAAAUGAAAGGAAAAUCAUUGUUAUCCGUUCCGCCUCCUCUGAAUUUGAGUUCACACCGGAGUAGUCCGCUCUCGGCACAGAACCUCCAGCUCGCAGAAACACAUCUCUCUCCGCUAUCUCCUCUAUCCUCUGCAACUUUGCGUGAUUCAAUGCCCGGUAGCAUGCAGCCACGCCGAAGACGUGCAACUCUUCCUAGCGUGGUCUUUUCAGACGACGAAUCUCGGUUUGCGGUCGCGUCAACGGCAAUAUCUGAUCCGCAAGAGGAUAGAGGCUAUAUGCCAGAGCGAAGACACAGCUUGCUCUCUCAUCGGCUAUCGAUGAGCACAGAUGCCUUGCGCGAAAUGACAGAUCACCUGCCAGAGACUCAGGCCUCUUGGCCCCAACGCACAUCAUCCGCCCCCGGGCCAGACUCGCUUUCCCGCUCGCAGUCCCCACCAUUAGAUGAAAGCUCUAAUAGUGGGCAAUCGGGGCGGCCCUCAUCGGGAACAACUGUAACCAGUGUGACCGGAAUGUCCGCACCAUCUUUGAUGGAAGUCGACCAGCGCGCAGAACAAGCCAGCCUCCCGCCGAACGUCGCAAGUCUAGUCAACACAAUGCAACAAGAUGACAAUGUCACUCUGGAACAGCGGUUGACCACGCUAGAAGUGAAACUAAUCGAUCUGGAAUUCGCCAUUGCCCGAAUGCAAACCAACGGCCCCGAAAUCACCGAAAAGCCAUCGCGCCCACGACACCCCCCUUCAACAGACUCAUUCCCUCACAUGCGUAACAAACCCACCGCAUUCCUAUCCACAAGCGACCGCGACGACUCCCCAAGCCCCCUCCCAACAAUCUCCACCCGCCCCUCCAGCACAAGCACCAUCCGCCAAGACUCAAUGACCCGCACACUCCGCCCCGCCCCAUCAGCAUCAUCCCUGUCAGACUACCACGGCGUCUCAAUCGAGCAAUACAGCACGCUCGUCACGCUCCUGCGCCGCGAACAAACAGCCCGCAGAAACUUAGAGACCCAAGUCGGCGGUCUGCGCGAUGACAUCCGCGAUCUCCAGCGCGCAGCUCUCGAAUCCAUGCAGUCAAACAUGGGCAUGCAGCCCGCGCCCACGGAAUCGCGGCAGUUCCUGCGCUUCCGUCGCGCGCUAGAUGACUCUGAUAAUUCUCCGGUGCUUAGGUCGGAUGAUAAGAACACUGGUAUUGCGGACACAGACUCCGAUUGGGAUCGGUCGGAAAUUUAUUCCCGCGAUGAUCCGUUCGGUCCUCCGAAGUGGGAGCGUCAGCGGGUUACAACCGUUCCUAUGAUUUGA